This is a messenger RNA of Plasmodium falciparum 3D7, 3621 nucleotides long. RefSeq names its product condensin-2 complex subunit G2 family protein (gene CAPG2). Lineage: Eukaryota; Apicomplexa; Aconoidasida; Haemosporida; Plasmodiidae. Gene Ontology annotation, cellular component: nucleus. The record is from RefSeq and is a predicted model, not a curated record. The transcript is spliced from 14 exons. Bases 1 to 3621 code for a protein of 1206 amino acids.
AUGAAUAAAGACAUAUUAGACAACAUAAAAGAACUACCUCAAUUUAAACUAUUAUGUAAAAAGAAGUCCGAUUUAUUAAAGUAUUUCGAAUCUUGUAACCGUAAUGAAUAUGAUGAAAUUUGGAUGACACUUCAUACAAGCUUAGUGGAGUAUAUAAGUGCUGAUAAUUUGAUUUAUGAUGAAGAAAAAUCAACAUUAUUAUUUAAGGAGGAAAAUAAUAGACAAUACUUAUUGACAUCUAUAUUAUUUGUUUCAAUUUAUUUACAAUAUUUGCAUAAUAAGACACAAAAAAAAGGAAUAACCUUUGAAGAUGAUUUCCAAAUACUUUUCUGUAAACUAAUAGAAAUACAGUUCAUGCUAAGCGACAAAGAAGUGAGAUUAUCCUUCGGAAAAUGUCUUCUUACUAUAUGUGAAUUAAAUAUAAAGGAAAAUGAAUUUACAAAUAACGUCAAGAUAAAUCUUUUAUUAUACUUAUUAUGGAAGUGUUGUCAUAUAGAAGGUAAAGGAACAGAUAUUACUAAAUUAAAGAAAUUCAAAGACUUUUGUAAGUACAUUAAUUGGGGCAUUUCUGAAAGAACCACUGAUUCCUUUUACAUUUUAUGUUCUUAUACAUUGAACCUUCCUAAAUUUUAUGAAACGUCUGAUGGAAAAAUAUUUUUAUCUCAUGUUUGGUCUCAGAAUGAAAGUAUAGCAUAUCAUCUUUUUAACAAAUUUGUCCAUAACACGGCCGUUUUAGCGCAUAACCAUAUUUGUCAUUACUCAGAAAUUAUUUAUUCCACUUGGAGGAAUUGUGAAGAAGAUAUGAAAGAAAUACUCUAUACUCAAAUAGAGUAUCUAGUAAACUUUUCUUUAAAAUGUCCUAUUAAAAUAGCUGCUCGUUUCAGGGACGUUCUUAGUAUAUUUCAUACAAAUAAAGGAGAUAAGGAUAUCAAUAGGUUGAUAUUUAAAAUAUACGACCCAGUGAUAUGGAGAAGUUUAAUGUGCCCCAAUUGGAAAAUUAGAUUUAACGCUACCUGCAUCUUCCAACUAAUAUAUCCUGUUGUUGACCCUGGAAUAAAAGAUAUUAAUUAUUUGCAAGAAAUGGAAAAAGCUUAUAACGCCCUGUUGGAUUUAUCUGAAGACAAAAAUACAUAUGUGCUCCAAGCAACAGCCAAAUGUAUUUGUUAUAUUUUAAGUGAACUGUGGGAAAUUAUCAGCCAUGAUAAAAGAAUGAAACUCAUAGAUAUUUUGAUCAAUAAAUUUUUAAAAGAGAAAUGCAAUGAAUGUGUACGUGUUGAAGUAGUAUUAGGUUUUUGCGAAAUGUCAAAAAAUCCUAUGAUUCGUAAAAUAAUUCUAAAAAUAUUUGACAGAAUAAAAUAUCUUAUAAAUGAUAACUCUUUACGUGUCCGUAAAAAUUUCAUUAUGCUUAUAUUAGAUUUACAAGAUUAUUUGAAAGAUACAUUUUCAUAUGAUAUCGAUUUUAAUGAAUUAAUAAAAAAAUUAACAAAAGAUUUUAUUACAUUUAAUGUUCAGUCGUGUAUAAAAAAAAUGUCUUAUAUGAAAUAUGAAUAUCAUGAUAAAUUAAAAAAUAAGGAAAUGUAUGAAUAUUUAAAAUUAUCUACAAAUUUAAUAAGUUAUUCUAUAUGGAAAUGUGAUAUAAAAGAACAAGCAAUGAAAUGUAUUAAUUUAUUAAAUGAAUAUCCUGUUCUUAUGAUAUGCAUAAGUAAAUUUUCAACAAAUGUAAAUUUAAUAGAUAGGUAUAAAUUAUCAUCAGUACUUUUUGAAAUUACCAAUUCUAAAUUAAAAGAAGAAAAUAACUUCAUUAUGUUAAAUAAAACUAACCAAGAUAUAGAAGAUAAAAAAGAUAAAUAUGAUAAACAUGAUAAACAAGAUAAAAAAGAUAAAUAUGAUAAACAUGAUAAACAAGAUAAACAAGAUAAAUAUCUAAUCAUGGACAAAAAUGAUAACAAAAAUAUCUAUAUAAAUAAUAACAUUAACAUAAUUUUAGAAUCCGAUUCAAAUCUUAAAAAGAGAUAUAUUAGAUAUUCCACUUUAUUAAUAUGCAUAGCAAAUUUUUUAAAACCAAGAAAUGAAGAAGAAAUAGAAUUAUGCUACUCUGAAGAAAUUGAAGAAUUUCUAAAAAUAAAAUUCAAAGAAUUAUAUUUUGUUGAAAGUAUCAAUACUAUUAUGCAACCAUUUUAUUUUAAAGUUUUAAAGAAUAUCUAUUUAGAUUAUGAUAAUUAUUAUAUGAAUAUACAUACAUAUAGUACAAAUGAAUUGAAUAAUUUAUAUACUAUGAAAAAUUUAUAUUUAUGUAAAACUAUUAUUAUUCCUUUAUUUUAUAAAUGGAAAUUAUUAAAUAUAUAUAUAAUAGACCAUUUAAAAUUUUUAAACAUAUCUAUGGAAUGUAUUAUUUAUAACAUAAAUAAAUGUAUAUCAAACGUUGAUAGCCACUAUUACCAUCUAAAUAUUGAUAAACACACAUUUCAAGUGAUUGAACAAAAUGUAAUAGAAUUAAUAAAUACACACAAAGGUUAUAAUGAUAAUACAAAUAAUAAUGUAAAUACACAAAAGAGACAUAUACAUCAUAUGUCCAAUAUAAUGCUUGAUUAUAAUGAACUAAAAGAUGCAAGUAUAAAUAAACAGAAAGAAUUGAAUUGUUUAAUUUUUUUGUCUCUUGUCGUUAAAAAAAAAAAAUAUCAUCAUAUAUUAUUUAAACCUUUCCCUUAUGUUAUAUAUAAUAUUAUUCAUAAAUUUAAUAAUUUCCUUCUUCAUAUUUUUUAUAAUAUUUCAUUACAUGACUUUGAAUUACCAUCACAUUUUCUUUCAGCCUAUUAUAAAGGAGGGAAUAAAAAAAAUGAUACGGAAAAUUUAAUCCUACUAAUAUUAUAUAAUAAAAAAGAAAUAAAAUUAUACAUACAUAUCUAUGUAUCUUUUUUCUUCCUUUUUCAUUCAUAUUGUACACAUAAUAAUAUUUUAUAUGAAUGGACUGAUUUAAUACAAAAUACUUCAAAAUGUAUUGAACAUAUUAGUAAUAUUAAAUUUAAGAAUGAGAUACAACUAAAAUUAUAUAAUGUAACAUCACGGGAAGAUAUACAUAAUAAAGAUGAGCAACAAAACAAAAUGAAAUGGGCAAAUUACACAAGCUCUAUUAUAUAUUUAAUCACGUACUUCUUAGAUAUGGUCGAAUAUACGAUCAGCAUGAAAAUGAUUUCUAUUGACGAGGUGGAUAUUAAUAUAAUGACAUAUAAUUUAUUUUUAUUUUAUAAAUGUUAUGAAAUAGUAUGUGACACGGAGAACGAAAUUAAAUUAAUAUAUUUUACAGUGUGGUAUAGAAUAUAUUCAUUUAUUAUUUGCAUGUUGAAUUUAGGAUAUUUUGAAAAAAAAACUGAAAUAAAAUUAGCUGUUUUAAAUACUUUUUUUUUAUUUACAUACGAAUUUGUACCUAACAUAUAUAUAGAAAAUUUCAUGAAAAAAUUCGCUUGUAUAAUUAAAGAAAAGGAUAUCUUCCAAAACUUCUUGAGCAAUUUUAAGAAUAAUUCAGAUGUAUUAAAUUAUAUGUCAAAUAAUCAAAGAAGUAAAAUUCAACAAGUUAUAGACAAAAUCAUUUUUCAAAAGGAAAAAAUAAAAAAUAAAACAUAA